Pyrus x bretschneideri (Chinese white pear) is the source of this 345-nucleotide messenger RNA. RefSeq lists its product as uncharacterized. Bases 1 to 345 code for a protein of 114 amino acids. NCBI's taxonomy places the organism in Eukaryota, Viridiplantae, Streptophyta, Magnoliopsida, Rosales, Rosaceae. The record is from RefSeq and is a predicted model, not a curated record. The transcript has a single exon.
AUGGCUCUGUCUGUCAGUAAAUUCUCUGCAAUUUUAUGCACAGCCAUCUUGUUUGCUAAUUUACAUGCUCUGUGCAGGUCAUCGAGUGUGGUGCCAACGAUUUCAGCUUCUCCAUCGGUUUUACCAAAUGGAAAUCCACCCAGUAACAAUAUGUCGUCCUUCUUCCCUUCUCCAAGUGAUGAAGCUUCUAAUUCCUCAGAUGCAUUUGCACCAGUCCCGAGCUCUGGCCAGUUCGUUGGCAAAGUUUCAUCCGCCAACCCCAACUCCGACUGUCAGUGCGGUGCUCUAAUGUUUGGUGCCGGGCUUUCUACCUUGUUUCUCUUCAAAUUUGCCAAUGCUGCGUAA